UCUAUUACUACGGCUGCAAACCGGAAAAACGCUGCUGCACGCUGCCGUAAAGAUUGGGCGGUUAAAAACAUCCUGGACCAUCAUUUUUGACAUUUCUUGAUUAAUAAUAUCAUUAUUAUUUGGUGAUCACCAAUAAUAUCUGGUCCGCAUUCUCUCAUCUGGACUGUCAAGAUUAACCACAAGCAAGCAUGAGCAGCUUGGAAGAAGGCUCAAGCGAUUCAGCACACACUCCCGAGCUGUUUAAGCAGCCUCUUCAAGGACUGAAAUUGGCAUCGCACGCCGUGCUGGAGAAAGUGCAGCAGAGGGGCAGGUCAAAAUGUGCUAAAUGCGGAGGAUCAAGGAUGUUCUUCUGCUACACAUGCUGCCUAUUAGUGGACGUCAGUCUGCAAGAAAUCCCCAUUGUCAAGCUCCCAGUGAAGAUAGACAUCAUUAAACAUCCCAAUGAGACAGAUGGCAAGAGCACUGCGGUUCAUGCAAAGAUCCUGGCGCCCAGUGACAUCACCAUUUACACAUACCCCUGCAUUCCUGAGUAUGAUCAAGACAAGGUUGUGUUGGUGUUCCCCGGUCCAGGCGCUGUCACAGUACAAGACAUGAUACGCUGUUUGCAUGAGAGGAAUGAGAGCAGGUCACAUGGCCCCUUGUUAAAGAGGCGGAAAAUAGAGAAGCCUCCAUCUGCCUCACACCCUCCAGACGAUCCGGGGUCAGGGAGCCCUGAUGAAACGAAGGACUACGAAUCAAGGACGCAUCCCCUCCAGAGGGUGGUCUUCAUCGACAGUACGUGGAACCAGACCAACAAAAUCAGCACAGAUGAUAGACUGCAAGACCUGCUCCAGGUUGAGCUGAGGACAAGGAAAACGUGCUUCUGGCGCUCUCAGAGGGGCAAACCAGACACUUACCUGGCAACGAUCGAAGCAAUCUAUUAUUUUCUCAAGGACUUCCAUGAGCAAUGCCUUGCUCAAGAGUACAGCGGAGAGUAUGACAACCUUCUUUUCUUCUACUCUUACCUGCACGCAGUCGUCAGAAAGUCGAAGGAGGCCGGAAAGAAGGAAGCAAAGAAGAGACAAAAACAGCAAGAGACUGAAACACAAUUGUAAAUCCAAUUCAAGUUUCAUUUUUCCGUUUGAUUUUGGAAGAGAAAGUGAUAUUUGCUUGAGUGUUUGGGAUCAAAUUUAAAGUGUAUACAAUGUGAAACGCUAUCUUGUCUCGUGUCAAAAAUAUUUCCUAAUCGAGUUAAAGCUAGUAUGUUAGUUACCAGUCAUACCACGUACAAGUCUUAAAGUCCCUGUAAAGUGAGAAUAAGUAUUAUCAAUUUGACACACUACGGAGGAAUGUUUUUAACAAAACGUCAAUUCAAAAAAUUCCAAGUACAUACAAUACAACCUCAAAAUUAUAAACAAGCCGUUCUCACCACUUGUAAACAGCCACGCCAUCUGACUAAUCUUUUGUUCUUUAAAGUUAAAAAAAUAAAAGAAUGAUAUUGUCAGCAUUA
Syngnathus acus (greater pipefish) is the source of this 1489-nucleotide messenger RNA. RefSeq names its product DTW domain containing 1 (gene dtwd1). Gene Ontology annotation, molecular function: tRNA-uridine aminocarboxypropyltransferase activity. Gene Ontology annotation, cellular component: nucleus. Lineage: Eukaryota; Metazoa; Chordata; Actinopteri; Syngnathiformes; Syngnathidae. Gene Ontology annotation, biological process: tRNA modification. The transcript has 5 exons. The record is from RefSeq and is a predicted model, not a curated record. Bases 189 to 1094 code for a protein of 301 amino acids.